GGCCUUACAGAUUGGUAUGCUGAUGAUUAGGGUUCGAAACUCCAUACCGCAUUAGAUCUUUAAUAAAAUCAAAUUGGAAGCUGUGCUAGGGUUCGAAUCUCCGCAACCUUACCCAAAAUUCUGAAUUUCCCAAGCAAGAAGAAGAAGAAGAAGUAGCAAUGGAAGAACUUCAAUCUCCACCAGAACCAUCAUCCACUGACAUUACCUCCAACAAAGGGAAGAAGAAGAAACCACCGGCUAAGGAGAAGAAGGAACCGGAGAAAAGAGCUAAGAAGACUUCCAACAAAGGGAAGAAGAAACCACCGGCUAAGGAGAAGAAGGAACCGGAGAAAAGAGCUAAGAAGAAGACACCGGUGACUGCUACUGUUGUUACUGCUACUACUUCUACUGAAGUCAACAAACACCAAUCUACUGCUCGUUUAGAUGAUGUUGUCCCCGAGGUUAAGGUUUCAGAGUUUGAUCCUUGUGUUGAAAAUCAUUUUAGAGCCAUGGAUGCAAUUGUUGAGCUCUGUUGUGAAGCAGAGGAUGGCGAUGGUGGAAUUGACGAAAGUGACAUUCAGCGCUUUUCAUCAUCCACAAUUUUCUUGAGGGAAUGGAGGUUCUACAAUUAUGAGCCGAAAACUAUCAAGUUCGCUAAUGAUUCGAGAGGGCCUGAGGGUAAGGAUGCUGACAUCACGAUAGACUUACCACAGUUUUCUUCUGCAGCUGUUCUAAAGAAAGGAGCACCGCCUGGAGCCUCUACAUCUCUGGAUUUUCGAAACUUUGCUAUGCAUGUCGGUGGGCCUGUUUGGGCCAUAGAUUGGUGUCCUCAAGUUCAUGAAAGGACCAACUCCCUUAUCAAAUGUGAGUUUAUUGCUGUUUCUGCUCAUCCACCUGGUUCUUCUUAUCACAAGAUGGGUAUCCCGCUCACAGGAAGAGGUAUGGUACAGAUAUGGUGUUUAGUGCAUGGCACCGAAAGCUAUGAACCGAUCGAUGUAGGAGAGCCUCCUUCAGAUUUAUCAUCUCAGCCAAAGAGGCCUAGAGGAAGGCCACCAGGGCGAAAGGAAAAGGGGGCAUCGGUCUUGCCAUCUCAACCGAAGAGGCCUAGAGGAAGACCUAAAAAGGAACAAAAAGAAUCCAAUGACAAGAAGAAAGGUGACAAUUGCCAACUUGUUCAGGAAUUUUCUAUGGAAAACCCAGUUGGUUCAUCCAACUUGCUUGAGAUUGAUGGUGUCCCCAAAAAUACUGAAAAUUUUGUAUUACUGGAAAACAAUGUUGAACGAGAGAGUAGUACCUUACAAGAAGUUUCUACAUGCCAUUCUGAAGAUGAAGUUCCUGCUAAGAAAAGGAGAGUGAGAAGAAAAGUUAAACCUAGGAAUCUUGUUGAUGACGUGGGAGUGUUAUCACCCAAUUCUGAAGAUGAAGUUCCUGCUAAGAAAAGGAGAGUGAGAAGAAAAGUUAAGCCUAGGAAUCUUGUUGAUGACGUGGGAGUGUUAUCACUUGCAGAGUAUCAAGAAGAUGGAUCCAUUGCUAACAAUCAUGAGGCGAAUGAGAAUGUUAAGAGUGAAUAUUCUGGGGAAGACAAUCUGUUAUGCAAGGACAUUUCAGAGAAUGUUGUCUUAGACGCUAGCUCAAUUGAAUUUUCUAUUCCUGAGAGUGUUGCUUUGCCAAGAGUCGUACUGUGCUUAGCUCACAAUGGAAAGGUAGCAUGGGAUUUGAAAUGGAAGCCAAUGAAUGCAUGUACUGACAAUUGCAAGCACCGAAUGGGCUACCUUGCUGUCUUGCUGGGCAAUGGAUCUCUAGAAGUCUGGGAGGUUCCUUUUCCCCAUGCAGUGAAGGCCAUCUAUUCUAAAUUCAAUGGGGAGGGUACUGAUCCUCGCUUUAUGAAGUUGAAACCUAUUUUCAGAUGCUCGAGGCUGAGAACUACAAAUACACAGAGCAUCCCUCUGACAGUGGAAUGGUCUCGAACUCCUCCUUAUGAUUAUCUACUCGCUGGAUGUCACGAUGGAACGGUCGCAUUGUGGAAGUUCUCUGCGAAUAGUUCUUGUGAAGAUACGAGGCCUUUACUUCGUUUUAGUGCAGAUACAGUUCCUAUAAGAGCGGUUGCAUGGGCACCAAGUGAAAGUGAUCUUGAAAGUGCAAAUGUGAUACUUACUGCUGGUCAUGGAGGUUUAAAAUUCUGGGACCUAAGAGAUCCUUUCCGUCCCUUGUGGGACCUUCAUCCAGCACCGAGGAUUAUAUAUAGUCUGGAUUGGCUUCCUAAUCCUAGAUGCGUUUUUUUAUCCUUUGAUGAUGGAACAUUGAGACUUCUCAGUUUGCUAAAGGCUGCAAAUGAUGUUCCAGCAACUGGCCGACCCUUUACAGCGAUAAAACAAAAAGGUUUACACACUUAUAUUUGUUCAUCAUAUGCCAUCUGGAGUAUUCAAGUGUCCAGGCAGACAGGCAUGGUUGCAUACUGUGGUGCUGAUGGAGCUGUUGUCCGUUUCCAACUUACUACGAAAGCAGCGGACAAAGAGAAUUCACGCCAUCGCACCCCACAUUAUGUAUGUGAAUACUUAACCGAGGAGGAAUCAAUCAUUACAUUCCGCUCGCCACCACCAAACGUUCCAAUCCCUUUGAAGAAGCUGUCCAACAAAUCUGAACACCCACUGUCCAUGCGAGCUAUUUUAUCUGAUUCAGUGCAGUCUAACGAAGAUAAAACUGCCACAGCUUCAACGUUGGAAAAUGAAGCAACCAUUUGCUCGGAUGUCGAUGUCCGUGUUGAAUCUGGAUCUGAGGAUACACUGACACCCACCAAGAAGAAGAACCGAACUCAACCGAAGUGCAAGGAGGGAGUUGAGAAGCUAGAAUUAGAAUGUAGCGAUGAGCCUAAAGAUGAUGCACAUAUGGAUGCUGACGUAGAUGCACAAACAGAUGCUGUCUUAGAAGCACAGAUGGAUGCUGACGCAUUGCCUACUUCGGGGGAUCACUUUGAAAAUCUCCCUCCCAAAUCAGUUGCAAUGCAUAGAGUGAGAUGGAACAUGAACAUAGGGAGUGAAGAAUGGUUGUGCUAUGGUGGGGCAGCUGGAAUUCUACGCUGUCGGGAGAUAGUGCUGUCGGCCCUCGAUAUGAAGUUGAUGAAGAAAAAAUGAAAUUAAUUUGAAAAAAAAUGGCUUUCUAAAAAUGUUUAUGGGCAGCUGAUUUUCAUGAUGCACAACUUAUGCUCUUGCUCAGUUCUUUGUACAGUUGUGAUCGGAGAAGCCAUUUCGAAUUGCAAUAAUUGUUAUUGCCAUCGACCCGUGGUGCUUUCAUCCUCGACAGGCUUAAAUUAGAGGAGCAGCUAAACGAAUAAAAGAGCAUGACCUUGCGAUAGCAGAAGACCAAUAACUAGGAAGGUUAUUUAAGGGAAGUUCAAGAGCCUAAGCAAACAGCAAACUUGAUUUGGUUUUUGGGUUCAGGUGAAAUGGAAUGGGCAGCAGAUAUCGAUUUUUAUUCUUACGAGUUAUGAAUAGUUGGAGGAACAUCAGCAGUCAUGGUUAACUAAACUGUUAUCUUUUAGCCAAUUAUGUAUUCUAAAAUAACUAACACAGAGCUCGCCUCCUUAGCUAAUGGGUUUCGGGUUCAGUAUGUCGUUAGGCAGUUCGGGUAGAAGAGGUUCUAGUAAAUAAGGCUAUUAUCUGAGCUUGAUUAUUUUCUUAUUUAUAUGUAAUCUGUUUUUCUUAACUCUUUUAUUUUGUAAAUGAGCUUUUAAAUAUUGUAUUCCUCCCAACUUUGUAUCGGUAUGCAUAAUUUUACGAGGCUCUUUAAGAGUUUAAAAUAAAUUAUCAGUAUGAAUCAAUUUUAUGAAUCUUCAA
This is a messenger RNA of Cucumis sativus (cucumber), 3812 nucleotides long. RefSeq lists its product as hypothetical. Gene Ontology annotation, cellular component: transcription factor TFIIIC complex. The transcript is spliced from 14 exons. Gene Ontology annotation, molecular function: DNA binding; protein binding. The record is from RefSeq and is a predicted model, not a curated record. Gene Ontology annotation, biological process: transcription by RNA polymerase III. Bases 159 to 3110 code for a protein of 983 amino acids. NCBI's taxonomy places the organism in Eukaryota, Viridiplantae, Streptophyta, Magnoliopsida, Cucurbitales, Cucurbitaceae.